ACCGGACGAGGAGGGAUUAAUCUAUUAGCAUUUUGCGGGGUGGGGUUAAAGGGAAGGGAAGGGAAGUACGAUUUUGUGAUUGACACCAAUAUUGAUAACUUAUAUUUUUCUGACCCUGCCCCCUCCGCAUCUAUUAUUGUGAAGAGUCUGAUGAUCGUAAUCGUUAUCCAGUUCCUGAACCUCUGGAUCCAGAGCGAGUAACAGAGGUAGUUGGUUUAUGAGGGGUCCAGCAGCCGAUCUGGCAUUAGCAGCACCAGUAGCACGAGUAGCGUAUCCAGUAGCAAAAGCAGUUUGGGACCAUAACUAG
Messenger RNA from Didymodactylos carnosus, 307 nucleotides. NCBI's taxonomy places the organism in Eukaryota, Metazoa, Rotifera, Eurotatoria, Philodinida, Philodinidae. The record is from the annotation of a GenBank genome assembly.